UGUUACAGGUGUUGAUGACUUGAGGGGAUUCUUAUUAGUCCAGUAGUUAAAUAAGGGGCGGCGCCAUGUUGCAGCAAAUCCUGCGCGACAUGUGGGUGGACCCCGAAAUUCUCGCGGAGCUGGACGAGACGCAGAAGCAGACGCUGUUCUGCAAGAUGCGCGAGGAACAGGUGCGUCGAUGGCAGAUUUGGGACCAAAAAGUGAGCAAAGAAGACGACCGACCCAAGUUCCAGAACCAAAAGAACGGGAAGAAACAGGUUCAAUUUCUGAAGGGAGAAGACGGUGAGCCCUGGGUGUGGGUGAUGGGCGAGCACGCGGACGACAAGUCGAUUGAGAGCAUCCUGGCCGAGGAGGCGCGGCAGCGGGCGCUGGCUCAAGCACGCGAGGAGGCGCACCAGCUCCGCAAGUCCGUGGAGAAGGAGCUAACGCAGCUCAUCGACUACAAGCCGCUCGACAGCCUGGAGCAGAAAUUCGACCUAUCUCCAAAGAGCAUAGACCCGUUAGAGGACAGCCUGGAGAUGUACUGCACAGUUGAGGAGCUGCGUCAGCGGAUUUCGGCGCUGGAGCCCGAGGUGCCGAUGGCGGAGAAGACCACGCUGAAGCUCCGCGAGAAGCCGGACUACGCGGACCCCAAGUUGAACAACAACUUGCACUUCAACUUUAUCGAGGGCAAACGAGAUGUACUACAGGAUCUGGGCAUCCCAAACAAUGGCGACGGGGUCAGCAACCGCGUGGCGGCGUGGGAGCGCCGGGUGGCCGCGGCCAGGGCUGGCGACAUACUGCGGGGCAUUAGGGCGAGGAGGGCGCGGACUCUAAGGGAUGCGCAGCUCCACGCGCAUGACGACGACGCCGCUUGGCGGGAGCAGGAACGCAAAGCGAAGGAGGCGGAGGCGGCCAUGCGUGAGAUUGCGCGCGCCGCGCGGGAGGCGCAUCGGCUCAGCGCGCACGUCACUUGCGACCCGCCCGAGCAGCCGCAGACGGGCAAGCCGCCCAACAGAGAAGCAGUCAUAGAAUGGUUCCGGACGCAGGAGCUGAUGCGCGGCGUGGGGCUGGACGAGGAUAAUAAGCCAGUGGAUUGGUUCCAUGGUCUGAUCACCAGAUCGGAAGCGGAGCAGCUGCUGGCGGGGCAGCCGACUGGCAGCUUCCUCGUGCGCAUCUCCGAGCGGGUGUGGGGCUACGCGAUCUCGUACCGCGAGCCAGCUCGCUGCAAACACUACCUGGUCGAAACGGCGGCGGGGUACCGCCUGCUCGGCGCUGGACAAAUCACUCAUCAGACUUUAGCUGAUCUCAUAAGCUACCACAAGUCGGUGGCCAUCACCGAGAGCGGUGGGGAGCUGCUGUCUGCGCCCGUGGCGCCGGCGCGCGCGCCCGCCUGCCUCACACCCUGAAUUUACCAACGCCACUGUCUUAACGCAAUCUACCAUCGCGAAACUCACCCAUAGACGAAAACUAUGUUCCUCGUGGAUCACACCACCGCCAUCGUCCAUUGACUCACAUGGCGUGAGAGGAAACUAAAUUAAAAUAGGGAUGUUUCCUGGGUUAA
Messenger RNA from Ostrinia furnacalis (Asian corn borer), 1543 nucleotides. RefSeq names its product SH2 domain-containing protein 4A. Bases 66 to 1388 code for a protein of 440 amino acids. The transcript has 10 exons. NCBI's taxonomy places the organism in Eukaryota, Metazoa, Arthropoda, Insecta, Lepidoptera, Crambidae. Gene Ontology annotation, cellular component: cytoplasm. The record is from RefSeq and is a predicted model, not a curated record.